This is a messenger RNA of Macrosteles quadrilineatus (aster leafhopper), 3489 nucleotides long. RefSeq names its product nephrin-like. NCBI's taxonomy places the organism in Eukaryota, Metazoa, Arthropoda, Insecta, Hemiptera, Cicadellidae. Gene Ontology annotation, molecular function: protein binding. The transcript is spliced from 15 exons. Bases 652 to 3240 code for a protein of 862 amino acids. The record is from RefSeq and is a predicted model, not a curated record.
UAAAAUGAAUUACAUUAUUCUGUUACUCAGAGGAGCAAAGGAAGUAAAAUAGGAACCUUAUCUGAAACGUUGAUAAGGGAAGCGCCGGAAUCAAUUGUCGAGGGAUCAGGGAGACGAUAAAGUGAGAGAGAGAGGAUCCGACCGCUAGCUAACUCGGUCCGCACACAGCGGAGGGCGCGAGAGAUGUGCUCUAAUGCGGAUCGAAUUAGAAACUAAUUUAUCUGAUACAUUCCCAGGUGGCACAUUUUAUAGUUACUUUGUUACUUACAGACAGUCUACCGCCAUUGAUUCCUCGCCUGGAUCGCUGUUCGGCGAUGGUCGGAGAUUGUCGGGCGUCCCCGGCCCACUCCCUAACUGUGGGCCGCCGGCGCCCAGUCGCCCGGUGUCCGUCGCCCUCUCAGCACGUCCCUAGCAGUGCUGCUGCUCGCCCGCGCUCGUACCGCCGCCUAGUACCACACAACGUUGAUACCUUCUCAUAUAUCUUGUCUAUUCUUAUUUUGUUUAUAUUUAUAAACAUUCUUCAAAUUUAUAAUUUAUGUUCAUAUUUUAAAAACAAAGUUUACACGACAACUGUUUACCUAUCAUAACGGCCGUAGAGUUCACUGUGUAGUCCGUAGUCUGUAGGUGAUGUGUGAGAGUGUGUGAGUGUGUAUGGCGAAGGACAGUGUUCUGCUGCUGCUGACGCCGCUGCUCGUGGUUAUCUGCACUCAGCUCGGCCUCAGCAAUGUCGUAGUUGACGAGAUUGUGGACGUGGUGUCAGCAGAGGCAGUGGCUGGGUUCACCGCGUUGCUCCCUUGUGAUCUCUCCCCACCUGUACACGAUGACAAGGUCCACUUAGUCAUCUGGUACAAGGACUCAAUAGAUCUACCUAUUUACAGUUACGACGCUCGCGGCACGGCGCCAGAGAAGGGCACUCACUGGGCAGCAGACUCAUCCCUGGGAGAGAGGGCAUACUUCAGGUACAAGGACGAGCCCUCUAGACUGGAGCUCAGGCACAUCAGAGAGGGCGAUGCUGGUCUGUACCGUUGUAGGGUGGACUUCCGCAAAUCACCCACGAGAAACUCUAAAGUCAACCUCACCAUCAUCCUACCACCACAGAAGCUGAGUGUGUUAGAUGAAAGAGGUUCUCACAUUCAACAUUACAUCCUCGGCCCGUACACUGAAGGUGCCAGCAUGGAGAUCACCUGUCUUUCUACUGGAGGACGGCCUCUGCCGAAGGUGACCUGGUGGCAGGAGAACGCUCUGUUGGACGACUCGUACGAGACGUUGUCUGAGCGUCGUGUACGCAACGUGCUGCGACUUGAGAGGCUGGAGAGGAGGCAUCUCCACACAGUGUUUACAUGUCAGGCGGCCAACAACAACCUGGUGGCGCCCAUCUCUAGCGCAGUCACACUCGACCUAUACUUGGACCCAAUGUGGGUGAGGCUGCUGGGCCAGAACCGCCCCAUGUCUGCGGACCAGACGUACGAGGUGAGUUGUGAGGUGGUUGGUGCUCGUCCUGCUCCCAUCAUCACGUGGUGGAAAGGCAAUCAACCGAUGAGGAACGCUAGAGAAUCGGUUGUUGGUUUGGACGGGAAUGUGACAGUCAGCACGCUGAAGCUGACUCCUACAUUAGACGAUGCAGGAGAGGAACUUACAUGCAGAGCAACCACACCCCCUGCUGAGAGAAACGUGCUACAGGACUCGUGGACCCUCAACAUAUACCACGUUCCGAUAGUUUAUCUGGAGCUAAUAGGAAAACCAAAUGCAACUGUUGUAAAAGAAGGAGUUGACAUUAUCAUGGAAUGCAGAAUUAACUCAAAUCCUUGGAUAUACAGGAUAAGCUGGCGGCAUAAUGGGAGGACGCUGUUUCACAACGCCAGCGCCGGCACCGUAAUCACCAACCAGACUCUCUCCUUGCUCAACAUCACACGGGCACGCUCGGGCAUCUACUACUGUUAUAGGUUAGUGCAUGGGAGGACGCUGUUUCACAACGCCAGCGCCGGCACCGUAAUCACCAACCAGACUCUCUCCUUGCUCAACAUCACACGGGCACGCUCGGGCAUCUACACGUGCAUGGGCAGCAACCAGGAGGGAGAUGGCGAGAGCAACGCCAUCGUACUAGACGUCAAAUUCGUGCCCGUGUGUCGCCCGGGCCAACUGAGAGUGUUGGGUGCGGCGAGACAGGAGGUGACGCGCGUGACGUGUGAGGUAGAAGCCAAUCCCGCCACAGUCCACUUCACCUGGAGGUUCAACAACUCCGCCGAGACAGUGGACAUCCCUGAGAGCCAGUAUACGUUAGACAAGACCCGCAGCACCGUGGCGUACACCCCGAUCCACGACUGGGACUUUGGCAACCUGCUGUGCUGGGCUCACAACGAGCUGGGCACCCAGCUGGAGCCUUGCGUCUACAGUGUCGUGCCUCAAGCAGGCAGACCAGAUCCUCUGGGCAACUGUACUAUCGCCAACCAGACGGCAGAGAUGCUGGAGGUAGAGUGUGACCCAGGCUACGACGGAGGUCUGCCCCAGCUGUUUGUCAUGGAGAUCUACGACGGUCUAGACCAGACUCUCGUCAACAACGUGUCAUCUCGAAGUCCGGCGUUUCUCGUGACCGGACUCCCCUCCGGCCUAGAGCUCGACUUGGUACUGUAUUCUGUCAACAACAAAGGCAGAAGCAGACCACAUUUGCUCCAUGCUUACACUCUGCGUUCUGCGGCCCGUCGUUCAGUGAUCUCUCCAGGGAUGAUGCAUGUGACUCCUAUGCUGGGCGUGUUGGCUGGCGCUGUGUUGACGCUGUUGUGUAUUAUCAUUGCCAUCUCGGUCGUCAUCAGACUACGGAGGGUGGCCCUCGUGGACAAGAAGACACUCCAAACCAACUCUCGCACCAGCCACUCCAGUGACAGCGUGGACAGUCUGGACAAGAAUCCUGACAUUAUUCCCCAAAAGGAAGAUUUCACGGAAUCAGAAGAAUCUAUGUUCCAAAAAAGCAAAUUAAGUUUCUAUUUUAGUCCUGAUAGUGAAAACAGCAGUCCUAUCAAGCCCGCCUUCCCUCGUACCGUGGAACUAUCGGAGUUUCCACCACCGAGACAACCCCGCAGAGUCACGUUCCAGUGUCAGGCCGCGACACUGCCUCGCCGCAUGGGCGCCGCCCCCACGCCGCCCCCGUCUGCCCCCGCCGCCGCCGACGAUAGCAUGCUGGGGGUGCCCGCCACCGUCAUCCGCCUCCGUCCCGAGACCUCCAGAUUGUCUACACACCUCUGACCCCACGAGCGACCCUGGACCACCAGUGAGAUUCUCUAGCCACCCCCGACUGUGAUACAUUUAGUAACAUUUUGACUUUUAAUAUUAGCCCUUCUUGAGGUUUCUAGCGAUGAACCAUUCAACGGUUGUAAAAUACGCUCUUUAAUACAUAGAAAUCUUGUAUUUUGCUCAAUAAUUUAAAAGCGCCAAAUGCCUAGCGAAAUCGAUACAUCACGACUGUAAAGACUAUUAUUUAAUAAAAUUAUGAAA